This is a messenger RNA of Pieris macdunnoughi, 831 nucleotides long. The record is from the annotation of a GenBank genome assembly. NCBI's taxonomy places the organism in Eukaryota, Metazoa, Arthropoda, Insecta, Lepidoptera, Pieridae.
AUGCGAUUAUGCGGGUGUAAGACGUCUGCAACACGUUCCAUCCACUCUGUAACCCAGUUAGAUGAAGGGAAAAUUCAUAAAAUCGUUCAGUGGACUCGCAACGGCGACAGCCAGUCAGCUUUACUUGACAUAUUCGACAUUACUCCAGGGGAACCUAUUCAGGCGAUGGCUCUCUCGCGCACUCACGGCUCGCUCUACGCAGCCUCAGACCGCCGAGUGCUACAGCUACGCUUGGCGUUAUGUGCACGCCGCUACGACGCAUGCGUUCGUUGCGCAAGAGAUCCGUACUGCGGAUGGGACCGCGAUGCUGGCGUAUGCAGAGAAUAUAUGCCUGGAUUAAUUCAAGACGUGGCGAACGAAACAGCUGAUAUUUGUGACUCGUCCAUAUCACGAAAAAGCGUGUCUGCCACGUGGGGUCAAAGUCUGCACCUGGGAAGUUUUGUCAAGAUGCCCGAGGUACUCCAGCCGUUAUCCGUCACCUGGUAUCAUUACUCGAAAGAGAAAGGACGUCACCCUAUAACAUUCAAUAAACCCGAGAAAUAUAUUGAGACGUCGGAACAUGGACUACUUAUAAUAUCUGUGAGCGAGUCAGAUGCGGGACGUUACGAUUGUUGGCUCGGUGGAUCACUGUUAUGCUCAUACAAUAUCACUGUUGACACGCACAGAUGUUCACCGCCAGAGAAAAGCAACGAAUACCAGAAGAUUUACUCGAACUGGUGUCACGAAUUUGAGAAAUAUAAAACUGCGAUGAAAACGUGGGAAAGGAAACAAGAGCAAUGCGCUCGACAAAAUGACUCAAAUCAAAACACACAUCCAAAUGAGAUUGUGUGA